Messenger RNA from Cylas formicarius (sweet potato weevil), 9292 nucleotides. It is a transcript of the gene ewg, whose product is annotated as DNA-binding protein Ewg. Lineage: Eukaryota; Metazoa; Arthropoda; Insecta; Coleoptera; Brentidae. The transcript has 9 exons. Gene Ontology annotation, molecular function: RNA polymerase II cis-regulatory region sequence-specific DNA binding; DNA-binding transcription factor activity, RNA polymerase II-specific. The coding region runs from base 255 to 1931 and encodes 558 amino acids. Gene Ontology annotation, biological process: regulation of transcription by RNA polymerase II. Gene Ontology annotation, cellular component: nucleus. The record is from RefSeq and is a predicted model, not a curated record.
AAACUCCUCUAAUAUGGCUCCGAAUCCAAAUCUACUAACAGCGAUCGAUAAUAAGCAAUGUGACGUAAAUGCAACGCCGUGGUGUUGCCUAAAUAUUUAUCUUGGUGAAAAAUGUUAUUUAAAGUGACCUGAGUGUAUUUAGUGAAAUAUUUUUUUCGAAAUUUGAAAGUCUGCGCUAACAAGCAUGAUUUUCUAUUAAUUGUGUUCGGUACACGCAGAAGGCCACUUCCAUGGUUACCUAAAGUAAACUUAACAUGAACAGUAACGGCAGUCAAAGCAAUGGAGCUGAACAAAUUACCAUGGUCGUGGGUUCACCUAGUGGAAUGUCUGUGCAAUCUGAUGACGAUGACGAUGCUUGUCCCUCAUCACCCGGGUCAGCAUAUGAGGCCAGUACUGACCUUAUGGCGGCUGCAAUGGGUGAUGAGGUUACAGCUCAAUUGGCUGCUGCAGGACCAGUUGGUGUUGCAGCAGCGGCGGCCAUUGUAUCAUCAAAAAAGAGAAAAAGGCCACAUUCAUUUGAAACCAAUCCCUCAAUAAGAAAACGACAACAAAAUAGGCUAUUAAGGAAGUUAAGGCAAACAAUCGAUGAGUUUGCUACUAGAGUAGGUCAACAAGCUAUUGUACUAGUCGCAACACCUGGCAAACCUAACACAAGUUAUAAAGUAUUUGGGGCUAAGCCCUUGGAAGAUGUUAUAAAAAAUCUAAAGGUAACCAUAAUGGAGGAGUUAGAGAAUGCACUGGCGCAUCAGGCACCACCACCAAUACAAGAGGAUCCAACAUUAUUUGAACUUCCUCCAUUAAUAAUAGAUGGCAUUCCAACUCCUGUAGAAAAAAUGACUCAGGCUCAGUUGAGAGCCUUUAUCCCUCUAAUGUUGAAGUAUUCUACAGGUAGAGGUAAACCUGGAUGGGGCAGAGAAUCGACAAGACCUCCAUGGUGGCCUAAGGAACUUCCUUGGGCCAAUGUCAGGAUGGAUGCUAGAACUGAAGAUGAGAAGCAAAAGAUAUCGUGGACACAUGCUCUACGUCAGAUUGUGAUUAAUUGUUACAAAUUUCAUGGCAGAGAAGAUCUGUUGCCAGCUUUUACAGAGGAAGAUGAGAAAGCAAACCAAGCGGCUACAUCAAAUGCAAGUGUCAGUAAUUCUGUGGGUGUAUUAAAAAUGCACUCGUCAGGCAUGGUGCCUACUCAUAAGAUACAGAUCCAAGCUAAUGGUUCUCCCCAAAUUAUCGCUGCCUCACCGGAUGGUUUGUCAGGCUCAUCUACCCAGGUUUGCCUUGACCCCGGCGGCUAUAGCUCAGACGUAGAUAUUACGACGCAGUAUACACCAACGGUACUGCACACCAUAACCAAUCCCGAUGGUACUGUCAGUAUUGUACAAGUGGAUCCCAAUAAUCCAAUCAUUACACUACCAGAUGGCACUACAGCUCAUGUCCAAGGAAUGGCGACUCUUCAGUCAGGGAAUGGUGAUGGCACACCUGUACAUACGAUACAAACAAUAAGUGAAAGUGGAGCGCAAGGAGAAGUGGUGGAUUUGAAUUCGGUGACGGAAGCAACGUUGAACUCCGACGGUCAGAUAAUAUUGACAGCCGAAGACGGACACGUGAGUGGUGUCAUUACCGUUCCGGUGUCGGCGUCGAUGUAUCAAACAAUGGUUGCCAACAUCCAACACCUUCACACCAACAGCGACGGGACUGUGUGUGUAACACCUGUGGUACAAGUACCCAAGGUUGAACCGAAUAACGGGGACAGUAUGGAGACAUUGACGGUGACACCGAGUGGGAUUACCACCCAUUCUAUGAUGAUUCAAGGUACAGGUAAUGACGGCCCACAAGUAUUACAAGUUUUAUCUUUAAAAGAUGCGACCGUUUUAACGAAAGCGAUGCAGGGUAUCGCGGAUGUUAAAACCGAGGAAACUAUAAUAAGUGACCAAUAGAUUUAAGCCUAUCGUACAUCUUAAAUUACUUUUUACUAGCGGCGAAUGAAUUUAAUCGAUUCGUUUACGCCAGUCUAUGUUUUAUUGUUUUUUAUUGCACAUAUUUGUACAUAUAAUAUACUUUUUACAAAAUUUAUUUCUACAAAUACUAUUGGGGUCUUCGUGUCAAGGGGAUAACCAACAUAACGAAAGACUUUCGGUUUUGUUUCUGUGGGCGUAAAAUACCGAGAAAUCAAAAAUGUUCGCAAUUUUUUUUUGAGCCCUAUAGGUGGGGUUUAUGAAUAAAUAGGGACGUCGACUAUAUCUUCCUUUAUCCAUCAACUAAAAUGCAGAUAAAGUUUGUGUGGGACAUGUAUAUAUUUCUCUAAUCAUACCACAUGGUGAUAAUACAUAUUUAUCCUAUUCUUUUCAGCAACAAAAUUUCACUUUUUUUUUUUUAAAUAAAAAGGUACAAUGGGGUCAUUGUAAUAAAGUCUCUACAACUAGACCGUAAAAUAUUAAAAUAUUUUCCAUUUGAAUUUUGCAAUUUAAGUUUAAAAAAAUGGUUAGGUUAACCUAAACCCGUUACUUGUAAAAUAUUUGAAAAGAUCUUUAAAUUUAUUAUUUAAUAAUUUAAUUCGUAUUGUCCUAUUGUUUUCAGUAAUAAAAUUUCACGUUUUUCUAAGUGAAAAUUUUGAUUUUUAAAGGGAAAAAUAGAUGCUACAACAAUGUAGUAAAAUAUUUCACUUUUAAAUUUUCAAAUUUAAAAAAUGAUUAGGUGAAAAUAUAAUUUAUGCCCGUUACUUGUAAAAUAUUUUGAAAAGAUCUUUAAAUUUAUUAUUUAAUAAUUUAAUUCGUAUUGUCCUAUUGUUUUCAGUGAUAAAAUUUCACGUUUUUCUAAGUGAAAAUUUUGGUUUUUGAAGGGAGAAAGGGAUGCUACAACAAUGUAGUAAAAUAUUUCACUUUUAAAUUUUCAAAUAAAAAAAAAGUGGUUAGAUGAAAAUAUAAUUGAUGUCCGUUACAUGUAAAGUAUUUUGAAAAGAUCGUUAAAUUUAUUAUUUAAUAAUUUAUUAUUAAAUUAUUUGUUUUCAGUGAUAUUUUUUCAAUUUUUUCUAAGUGAAAAUUUUGAUUUUAAAGGGAAAAAUGGACGCUACAAGAAUGUAGUAAAAUAUUUCACUUUUGAAUUUUUAAAUAAAAAAAAAAUGGUUAGAUGAAAAUAGAAUUUAUGCCCGUUACUUGUAAAAUAUUUUGAAAAGAUCGUUAAAAUUAUUAUUUAAUAAUUUAAUACGUAUUAUCCUAUUGUUUUCAGUGAUAAAAUUUCCCGUUUUCCUAAGUGAAAAUUUUGAUUUUUGAAGGGAGAAAGGGACGCUACAACAAUGUAGUAAAAUAUUUUACUUUUGAAUUUAAAAAAAAAAUGGUUAGGUGAAAAUAUAAUUUAUGUCCGUUACUUGUAAAAUAUUUUGAAAAGAUCAUUAAAUUUAUUAUUUAAUAAUUUAAUACAUAUUAUCUCAUUGUUUUCAGUGAUAUUUUUUCAAUUUUUUCUAAGUGAAAAUUUUGAUUUUAAAGGGAAAAAUGGACGCUACAACAAUGUAGUAAAAUAUUUCACUUUUGAAUUUUCAAAUAAAAAAAAAAUGGUUAGAUGAAAAUAGAAUUUAUGCCCGUUACUUGUAAAAUAUUUGAAAAGAUCUUUAAAUUUAUUAUUUAAUAAUUUAAUUCGUAUUCUCCUAUUGUUUUCAGUAAUAAAAUUUCACGUUUUUCUAAGUGAAAAUUUUGAUUUUUGAAAGGAGAAAGGGAUGCUACAACAAUGUAGUAAAAUAUUUUACUUUUAAAUUUUCAAAUAAAAAAAAAUGAUUAGGUGAAAAUAUAAUUUAUGCCCGUUACUUGUAAAAUAUUUUGAAAAGAUCAUUCAAUUUAUUAUUUAAUAAUUUAAUACAUAUUAUCCUAUUGUUUUCAGCGAUAAAAUUUUACAUUUUUCUAAGCAAGAAUUUUGAUUUAUAAAAGGAAACAGCAGACCCUACAACAGUGUAGUAUUGAAUUUUCAGUUUAAAUAACAACUAGAGAUUGAGAAAUGAAAAAUAAUGGUUAAGUGAAAAUUUAAUUUAAACCCUUCUGCGAUACUGUUUACAAAUCUUCUGGAUUCCUCCUGCACCGGUUGUUGAUAAAUUAAACUUGCUGACAUUUCGCCAAUCGUUCUGUUGGCCUCUUCAGAACUCAGUUUCAGUUAAGGAGUCCAGAAGUUUUGUAAAUAGUAUUACGGUCGCCUGCGGAAGUUUCUUUGAAAAAUUAACAAGCCUUGUGCAAUAUUUUGAAAAAAACAUUGAAGCUAAUUAAAAUAUGUGGGAAAAAACCGGAAAUCUGGAGUUUUUUGGUUUUGCAAUUGGUUAUAAAAGCCCCAAAUUUCAUAUGCGAUUGCGGUGGUUUUCUGGUACUUGAUUUCGGGGCGCUUAUUGUGGAUUUAUUAAUUUCAUAAUAUUUUCCAUUUAUUGUUACGGGCGAUUUUUUUGAAUUGUGGACCUAUUGUGAGUGAUGAUUUUUUUAAUCUUUUUUUUUACAUUGUUAUAAUUUUGUUGCAGUUGCUUUAGCCGCGUAUUAAGUAUUUUUUUUCGUAGCGUAGAUAAUGCCAUUGAUUGAAAGUUUUCGUACAAAUGGGAGACAGGGCACCACCAAACCUUUUUUAUAUCGAUAAUUACUUGGUUUCAUGCGGCUUAAUUCACAAAGUAUUUAUUUUAUUCUACGCGAAAUGGGUUUAUUUUUUUAUCGAGGUUCGCUAGUACAGGGUGUUCGUUUAUAUUUCGUCACCCACCUACAGUGCUUGUUAAAAAGUCUAGGUAAAAACUUUUUAUUUAGGAGUUGUAAGUAUAAUUUCUUCUCUAUGUCAAUAAAACCCAUUUGAUCGUCGUAAAGAUAAAAGAAAUUAACGUAAUGUUUUUUGAUUAGAACAAACACCCUUAUUUCAAAAUUUUAUAGUUUGUCGGCACUUGAUUCACCCGUUUUUGAAAUACGGAAAAUAAACUUAUUUCAUGUUUUUGAUCUUCUCCCUCACUUAUAUUAUACAUUUUUUUACGGUAAUAAUUAUGGUGAACUCAAGUUUUUUCAAAAACGUCUAUUAUUUUUGAAAUCGGCUUGAAAAAGUGAACUUUAAAAAAAAAUCGAUUCUUAUUUGUUUUUAAAGGUACAAGCUUACAACUUUUAUGUAAAAAGUUUUCGAAUAUACCCUGUAAUAAACUCAGUAGGUUGGUGUCAAAAUGUAAAUAAAAACCUUGUACCUAGUAAUUUUAUCGUUUUAUUUUAUAGUUUACAUUUCAACUAUCCACUUGAAGUGUGCGAAAUAUACCGGUUCCCCUGUAUCAGGGUAUAUUUUUUUCUAUUCCGGGAAAUGAUUUUUACAACAUUUCCUGCGUUUUUUAUUUUUUUUUAUUUCGGGACAGAUAGUUACUUUCAAUUUUUUUUUGUUGAAUUGAAUUGCGACACGACAAACCUAAAAUAAUAUUUUUUGCAAACCAUAAGAAUGUACAUAUAUAUCAACAAGUAUCGUUUUCUUUAAUAUCGAAAUCCGUAUCGAAUUUAUUUAUAAAGUUGCGCUGGAUUUUAAAUUCCGAAGGUUCUAGAGUCGCUAGAGUUGUCCCCUAUUUCGUAAAAACAUGUUUUCGGUAUUUCAUUUUAAUUAAAUCAUUAUAUUGAAGAUAAAUACUUUGUGGGCAUGUUUCAUUUUGUGUUAUAUGGUUGAGGCUUAUUUGCCUUACAAUACAAGAUGGCCGUAGUUGUCCCACACUUCGAGCGUUCCAGUAAUUGUUCCGUUGGACAUUUUUUACUUUUUUUUUCCAAGAAAAUCGUUCACGGGAUAUUUUUUUAGCGGGUGUAAAAUUUAUCCGAUUAGUUAUGGUCUUUAUUUAAUUAGGUAUCCGGUUGUACAGAGAUGUAUAUUGUUUUCUACAAUUUUAGCGGGUUUAGAAUUAUUCCAUUAGUUAGGGUGUUUAUUUGCAUCUGAAUUAGUUGAUGCUGCCAUCAGUGUAUCCAAACUUUUUGUGAAUACCAUGGAAAACUGUCCAAUGCGUUCAAUAAAGCACUGAGAGCGCUUGAAGCUUAACGAUUUCUGGUUUGCACUGAGAAUCUCCCACCUGAUUUCAUGGAUAGGCUUUGUAUGGUUAUAAUCAUUUUUAGUAAAUAUGCAAAAAAGAAUUACGACGAGUGCAAAUGGUCCAUAAUAUGAAUUUUCAGCAUGUAAGUUUUCUUUGGCAUGAAAUUAAUAGUUUCAUAAUUCUUCACUUGUAUUUCGUUUCAUUUUGCAGGGUGUUUCCGUCACAGGGAUGCUUUUAAACGACUGGCACAAAACUCCUUAUUGUAUAUUAUAUAUUUUUGUAUUUUUCCUGUUUCGCCGGAAAUUUCGAAAUGAAUUUAGCAAAAAGUAAUUUUAAAUUCACAAAAUUCCGGUGAUAAAACUCAUCCCUGGGCCGAGUAUUGAAAAAUGAAGUGCUUGUAAAUAUGUAAAAUGGUGUCUGUGCCGUUUUAAAAGAAACACGCUGCAUAAAUGUCUUAAGUUCUUUUUCGCAUAUGACUAAAACUUGCCAAAGAUUAUCAUAGAAAAUGGUGUAUAUUUAAUUGUAUUAUUGACCUAUAAGGCGAAACGAAUUAAACUUUAUUCAUAUAAUCAUUUUUAACAACUACAGUGUAAAAAGUUUGAGGUCCUAAGUGUUAUAUUUUAUGUAAAGAUGGUACUGUUGUGUAGGUAUUAAUUAAAUUGUAAAUUAAAUCUCAAGUGGUCAGUGGAAUUGUUUUCUAAUAUUGUUUUUUUUUUGUGACAUAGUGUGUAAAUAAUUGUCCAAAUACCCUUUUGCUGACAAGGUUCCAAUUGCAUGUAAUUGUUAGUAUGUUUGAUAACCGAUCAUUAUUUUCUACGUACGCGAAAUAUCGUGGCAUUAUGAAGGAAAAAAGCCAUAACAAAAAUACAUUAAUAUUUGCCUUGUACGGGUCUCAACUUUGUAUGCUUUUGCGCGUUGGUUCUGUUAUUAUUGAAAACAAUUUAUUGGCAAUAUUGUUAUACUUCUUCAAUAACAUUGUCAUAGCUCCAGGACGACGAUUUAUUAAGUAUAUUUUUUUUUUCAAUAUAUCUGGUGCACCAUUUAAAAAUGUAAAGUUCUCUUAAGUAAUGCAGACAGUCUAAUUGUAAGGUAAAUUUUCAAAUUUCCCUCGUAAACAAGUUUAAGAAUAAACUAUGUAGCCCGCAAAAGUGUCCAAAAGCUGGACAGUCUCUACAUUAUUAAUUAAUAUUUCACAGGUAGAGUAAAAAUGAAAUACUGAAAUGUUAAGUGAGUUGUAUGUCUGCGAUAAUAGAUACUUCCAUUUGGCAGUUCCCGAGUUCCCUCUUGACUGUUUUGUUAGCUAAAAUAUUCAUUUUGUUAUCUCUGAAUGAAUUGGUAAAGCCAAUUGUGAAAAACGUUGAACGUAAAAUGACCCAAAUAAUAAUAAAUAAUAAAAUGGAUUUUAUGUGACUAUAGCAAAAAUUAUCACUGGUUGAUUAUUAGUAACAAAACAUCCGGGCUGGUUAAAAACAGUUAUAAGAAAACCUUCUUUCUAAUAGAAUUAUUUAAUGUCCAUAACACUAUGGCAAAUAAAAAAAAUGCGUUUUUUGCGUGCCUGAUUUCAUCUCUGAUGCUUUACAGACCGGUGUCAAUCUUUCUCAAAUUUAAUAAUGUGCACUAUUUGAACCUUCUAUAAAAAUAUACAUAUACAGAGACCAGAAUCUUGUUAAUAUUUUCUGCUAUACCUGUGAACGUCGUGCCAUUUUAAUCCUAGCCACAGUAAUUGUGUCCAUAUGUCUGCAAUUAUGGAGCUAUAAAUGACUAGCAUUAGAUAAUUUGAUGAUAUCUAACAAAGUGUAGUGCCAUUUCGUUGCAUAAUAAUAGUAAUAAUAAUAAAAAUAAUAAUAAUAUGCUUUAUUUGCUUCUCGAUAUUUUAUAAAAUAGACAAGGUGUUUGAAAAAAUAUGCGAAACGCUUAACUGGAGAUUUUUCAUAAAAAAAAAAAGAAAAAAGUUCUUAUAAACAGAAAAUUCUUAGUUUCCAAUAUUCGGGGUGGUAAAUAUCUAAAAAAACAGCUUUCAUAUGCUAAAUUAAUCCCAUGGUCGUUAUUUUGAACAGUAUAUUGUGGCUGAAAGGUCCCAAAACUAAAUGUUCAUAAAAAUAUGUCGUAUUGAUUCUCAUGAUUUUGUUUGAAAACGAAGCAAGAUACAAAAACAACUCAAGAAUCACUUUUACUGGCUUAUUCAAAGUAAAUAACAAAAAUAGCGAAAAAAGUCAGUGGUGUACAUUUUGUCUAGUUUCUUCCGUAUUUCUUUUUUUUAUGGCGAAUUUCAAGCAAAGCAAAGCUGGCCAAUCUGGAUAGUAUCCGUUAUCCUAGACAUAUCUAUCUCAGUAUUUUUUCUGAAACUAAUCCUAACCAAUAUUAAAUUUUCGUUAACAUGCAAUAUCACAAUCAAUUGUGUGGAAAUCGUUAGAAACAGCGAAUUUUGAGCCAUUGUUUCCGGUCGAUUGAUAAAAAUUCAUAAUUUGUUUGUUUUGGUUAGUCCAUAAUCGAAAGUAAGAUAUAAAAAGUCGCGGGCUUUGGUGUUUGAAAAGAGGAUCGAGUCUAGCCUUGCAGUUGACUGGGUAUUAAGUUGUGGUAUUGUAGAAAAAUAGGGAAAUAUGAAUUUUUUAGGUAAUUUAAAAAUAAGAGGGGGGAUGAUGUUUGUUACAAACUGCUUCGGGUUAUGUUAAAAACAUUUUGUAAACCGUAUGUUUCCUUUUCUUUCUCAAAACCACACAGGUCAGUAUGUUGCCGAGCGAUGUACAUUUUUUAAAUUUACAAAAUGCCGUUAAGUACGUAUGAUUUGUAAAAUGUCUCUGUUGUAAACACCAAAAUAAAUACAUAAAACAAAUAUAAAGGCGAAUUAAUUAUCAACAGGUGGGCCAUUUUUGUUGCAAGGUUUCCUACCAGUUAAAUUCAUUCAUAUAACACAUGUUUUUUGUGUUUAGGUUUAAUAUUGCCGUGGCUACUCAAAUAUUCCAGUUUCCAAAGCCAAGUGUCAGUUCUUCGGACUUUCUUAUAGUUGAAAAAUUGGUUCUUUGUGAAGAUAGUUUUACCGGAAACCAAUUUUUAUUGGCACUGAUCUGCAGUGCUGCUUGUCCAUUGUGACAAUAUGAAGUUAUGAGGCGAGGUAAGAUUCUCUUUUGAAUUCAAUAUAAUGCCGGUAGUCAAAGUUUCCGUAAGUGGUAUGCUUAAUAGGGAGCCGUUGAAGGUUUCCUUUUCUUCAGGUUAAUGACUACGGUUUACUUUUGUGCCAUUUGCCAUUGAAAUUGAACCAGUGUUCAACCAAAUUUGUAUUUUCCUUUUUAAUAAACCUUUUUA